AUGAUAAAGCAUUUAUUAGAGAAACCUAUGCAAGGCGUUGAUCGCAAUAUUCCAGUUUUGGACCGCGUAAAAGCGGAGAAGAGAGGAAUUCAGCUUGGAGAUGCUGAUGAAAGUUUAACCGAAAUCUCUAAAAGAAUUCCUAAUCAACAGUUGCUACCACCGUCUACUGGAGAACACAGAAUCUGUAUCACAAGUUGCCAUAAAAAUAGUCGAGCGUACACCUCUUCAACGGUUAUUGAUUCAUUUUCUACAACAAUGGAGAAACGUGAUCCAAAACAAUUUCUUGCUUGGAAAGGUACAGAGAGCAUUGCACCCGAAUUAUCUCAGAUUAUUACUAAUUCUAAGGAUUUCAGUACCCUAAAGCAGAAAAUAGAUGAUAAUAGCUAUCAAAAUUUAAAUAAAUUCGUAGAAAACUUCAAAUUAAUGUGUGAUACGCCAUCACCAAAGAAAUUGCCCGUUGGCCUUAAAAUGGUCGCACCAGGAGUACUUCGGCAAAUAAGACCUGUACUAACUUACAUGCAGGACAUAUCGAAAGAUGAACUUGGUUUUAAAUUAGGUAAGGAAUAUUUUAAUAAUCCAGACGUUUCAAAAAUAGGAGCAAAUCGAUUAGGACGGGCAUAA
Molecule: messenger RNA, 621 nt
Organism: Heterotrigona itama
Lineage: Eukaryota; Metazoa; Arthropoda; Insecta; Hymenoptera; Apidae
Source: the annotation of a GenBank genome assembly